This is a messenger RNA of Camellia sinensis, 462 nucleotides long. NCBI's taxonomy places the organism in Eukaryota, Viridiplantae, Streptophyta, Magnoliopsida, Ericales, Theaceae. The record is from RefSeq and is a predicted model, not a curated record.
AUGAACCAAAACAUCGGGAACAAUUUUGUGAUCCCACCUACCUCCAUUCACACACUCUCCGCGAUCGGAAUGAUAAUCUGCGUCACAGCCUAUGAGAAAAUUUUUGUUCCGGCACUCAGGAAAGCCACCGGCAAUGAACAAGGCAUUAGAAUCCUCCAGAGGAUCGACAUUGGCAUGGUAUUCCCAGUUAUAGCCAUGCCUAUAGCGGCAUUAGUGGAACAAAAGAUUCUAAGAGAAGUAGAGAGAGAGAUUGUUAGAGUAGAGAGAGUCGGUUAUCUGUCUAUGAGCGUGCUCUGGUUAGCUCCUCAGUUCAUCAUUCUUGGGAUUGGCGAUGGGUUUACACUUGUUGGCCUACAAGAGUACUUCUAUGAUCAAGUUCGAGAUUCAAUGAAUUUGUGUAUGUACGUGUGGUUGAAACCAGAGAAGUUCUCUGGUUUUUUAACUGAAUUUUCUCUGGGUUGA